Molecule: messenger RNA, 582 nt
Organism: Oreochromis niloticus (Nile tilapia)
Lineage: Eukaryota; Metazoa; Chordata; Actinopteri; Cichliformes; Cichlidae
Gene: bbip1
Product: BBSome interacting protein 1
Exons: 3
Coding region: 115-318 (67 amino acids)
Biological process (GO): receptor localization to non-motile cilium; cilium assembly
Cellular component (GO): BBSome
Source: RefSeq, a predicted model, not a curated record
AAACACUGUUCAAAUUAAAUAGACAACAGAAGAAAAUCACGUGAUUCUUGCGGACGCGUUGGCUUGACAACUGUAAUCUUUACCUGGUGCUGAAGCGAGCACUCAGAGGACACCAUGCCAGAGGUCAAAUCAAUAUUCAGAGAAGUUCUUCCUAAACAAGGACAGCUCUCCAUGGAAGAUGUCCCUACUAUGGUUUUGUGUAAGCCAAAGCUGCUCCCACUCAAAUCAGUCACCCUUGAGAAACUGGAGAAAAUGCAAAUGGAGGCUCAAGAGGCUGUUAAACAACAGGAACUGGCAAUGAAGGAGCAACUACAGUAGAUACCCAGUGGAGGAUUGGAAAAAACAGAAAUGCCUAAACUGGAAAAAAUCCUUCAGAUGGAUCAAGCAAACGCACUGAUUCCAAGCACUGGAAUGUAUUUGUAUGGACUUGGAGGGAAUCUGGCUUUACAGAGUUUUAAAAACAGUGUGUUUAAUCCCUCUUUCUCCCUUUUGAAAGUCUUGCUGUUCUGUAGUUAUUAUUGAAUGAUCUACGACAUGUAAUUAGCAAAGAUUACAUCUGUUACUUGCCAGUAGGGGUAGUGA